CAAGAUUAAUUAAAAAAUUUAUUAAAAUACUAAUUUAGAUAAUGGUACCGAGAGCAUGCACUAAAUAUUUAAAGUAAAUUUAAAAUUAAAUUAUUUGAAAGUGUGGGAUCCAACUUCACCGUGAUCGUGACUCGAAAUCUAUCGCGUAAAACAAUGACGUCAGUUCUCUAAUAUACCUGCAUAUAUAUAAGUAUAUACAUAUAUAAUAAACCAGCUCAAGUCCUUUUAAUCAAUUUAAUUUGAACUUUUGUCGUUCGCCAGGACGAUGGCGAUCAAUCUGUGGCUGUUACUCCCAUCCGUCUUUCUUCAGAUUUAUGUCUUGGGAAAAAUUAACGUUUUCCCAACAACAAGAGAGGUCACGCUAAAAAAAAUUCACAGGCCAGGGUACGACAGGGUAAAAGUAAGACGACCCCAGACAAAAUUAUUACGUAGUUGGCGUUGCGCAUUGGCGCAGUUGGUCUACACACCCCCGACACACAUCCUCGUGGGGGCUCGUGCUCUACGUGGGGGCUGCCUUUCACUUUUUUAUCUUUAUCGCGCCCUCGCAGUCGACAUUAGUUUUGAUCUCGUAUUAUAAGACUCAAUCCUUCGUCCAAGUCAAGUUUUCAUUCAUAAAUUUAACUUCGCAUACUCAAACUUCACACGUAAACUUAACUUUACUUUAAAAUAAACAACUGUUUGUUCAAACAAGUUAUGAAGCUCCAAAAUAUGAUAUGUGAUAAAUUUAAAUUUACUCAUAUCCGCGAUUCCGCGUUACUCACUCAUAUUUUCUUUGUACCGAGAGACUCAAACUACCGUAAACAACUUUGUAUGUUAUGGUUUUAAUUACUUUUAUCUCAGUAAUUUCAUUUAAUUUUAGUGAAGAAAAAUAAUUAUUAAUAAAUAAAAUAAAUUUUUAACUUGGAGUUUAUUAAAUGUCAGUCUUAAAAUAACUAAACAGUUAAUACUGUACGUUUAUCUUUUAAAUUUAUUCGUUGACGAGGAAAAUCAAUAUAGAGUAUGUGUUAAAAAUGGAUCAAAUAAACUCAACUAACGCGCGGAAUAUUUUUAAAUUGCUAUAAAUUUGUUAAUAUUAUUGUUAUUAUGAUUAAAUAGAUAAUCUGUGAUAUUCAAAAGUGAACAAAGUGAUAAAUGUUAUAUUUUAUUGAGCAACAAUAAAUUUAUAUUGUAUUUAAUUUAAUUGUAUUGAGUAAUGAUGUGAUAAAAAAUUACUCUUAUUCCAGUUGAAUUGACGAGACAAUCUAUUGCUUUUGUUACGAAUUAUAUUUAUUUUCAAAUCUGGAUAUUUAACUCAUUAUCAGUUUAACUGUUGGUUUAAUUUAUUUAUUGUAGUAAAUUACGGACGGUAGUUGAUUGAUUUAUUAAUUAAUGUUGUUUGUAGUUAGAUGAACUGAGUGAAAAAAAAAUAUUUUGAAUGACUCGUCCGUCAAAUAAUUUUCAGUACCCGAAAAUAAAGCGAGAAAUGACCGGUGACACGGGAUUUGGUCUUGGGGUCGGAGUGGCAAGUGGUUCUGGACUUGCUGCAGCACAACAAGGUCAGGGUGUUGCAGCUUUGCUGGUGAUGUUGGCCGUUCUCUGCUUUAUAUUUGCGUACUGCUGCUGGGGCGCGCCUUUUUGCCGAUCUCUCUGUCGCAGGCACUGCUGCUGUCGACUGGAGGAUCCGGAGCUUGACCCGCGGUUUGGCAACAGUGAUCAGGCGAUGGUUGCUACUCCGACAAUUAUUUUAUUACCUCACGGUAGAAUGCUGGUUGUUGAUGGAAAUAUUUUUAGUCAAUUUCAAGCUGAUACUACUGGCCUAGACCUAGUGGAAUUGGGUGAAAAUGUAUUAAGAGCACAACGUAACUCACGAUACGUAAAUCGUCAUCAUUUGUCACAUAAUAGUCAAGGCAGUAUGUUAGAAAUGGAUGCCGAGACACCGAGUAAAGACAGCAUUGGAUCUGUCGGAUGUUUUCCACCGCCGACAUAUGAAAGUAUUUACGGUAAAGAGGAAGGCGACAUGCCGCCAUCAUACUCAGACAUUAUUCUACACAGAUUUGCGAAUCUGCCUUACGAAAUAGAUUUGCAAGAUUACUGCAACGACAAAGAAGAAAUAGAAAUGCGUAGUCUUGAUAAUUGCUCACAUAUCAUAACGAAUCCAAUGAACACUGUGACUUAUCAUCCGUACGCAACGAUAACGUCAUUUUCAAGUCAAAAUUAUUCCCGUAAUCUUACGAAUAAUAAUAAUUCAAGGCACAAUCAACCCGGAACAACGACCGACAGUUUUUACAUUGAAAACGAACUAAAUAAUAUUUACACGAUAAACAGUAACAUUAAUAGUAACAAUCAACAAAAUGGAAACAUAAAUAAUAAUAAUAACCCGACCAAUAAUAGAAAUUUUUACGUAAUGACCAAUGGAAAUCUCUACCGUCAAAACGCAUCACGAGGAUUUAUUUCAAAUGAAGAAUUGCACAGACACUUCAGUGAUACUAAUAAUUUAAGCAAUUUAAAUGUCGCAUUGUCCAGUGAGACUGUUGACACUCAACCGCAGACUGCGGUCGUUGAUGUCAAUGCUACUGAGAGGCGAGCUGGUGAAACCAGCGCUAGUGGAGUAGACAAUUUAAUUAAUUCUAAUUCUAACUCUAAUUCUAAUCCUAAUUCUAAUCAAGUUGUCAAUGUAAUUAGUGAUAACGUUAAUCCAAAUGCACGCAAUCAUCCUGAGCAUGGAGCCAGAGCUAAUCAGAGACGUGAUAGACACCGUGAUAUUGAUAUGGACGAAGAGAAUAAUAAUUUUGUAACACUUGCUGAUAUUCGUGAAAGCCGCGUGUGAUUUGUAAUUAUAAA
Microplitis demolitor is the source of this 2820-nucleotide messenger RNA. RefSeq lists its product as uncharacterized. Bases 1415 to 2806 code for a protein of 463 amino acids. Lineage: Eukaryota; Metazoa; Arthropoda; Insecta; Hymenoptera; Braconidae. The transcript is spliced from 4 exons. The record is from RefSeq and is a predicted model, not a curated record.